UAAUUAACAGCUUCUCUUGACUUCUUUGUUUCUGUGUAUCCAAUUUCCAUGCUGUUUAACAGAUUUGUAAAAAUCAAAAUUAGAAUCAAAAGUCAUAUUUAUUGUAUUAAUAUAAUCGCCUACCACUGUAGAUAAAUUUUCACUUUAAUCCUGUGGAAGGAAAUGUUGUGGUGUCUGGGUCUGCUGUUGAUCAGGGUGGAUGGAGCUCUUCUAUCCAACAAUCAGAAUCAACUACAUCAGGAGUCUAACAAACAAUUGAGCAACCUUCCGCUCAAAACUUAUAUUGGAAAGGAGGAAAACUCAUAUUUGGAGACUCUUUCAAGAGAAAACAGUGGACAGAAAGCUGAAGAUGUACAAUUGUUGAAGAAACUGUUGUCUUUCUAUGAUUUAAGCAUAGUUAAAGACAUGAGUCCGUCCUGCAAAGAUGAUUUAGAAACUGUACAAACUGGAAUAACGAACAAUGAAACAUGGACUUUAGCGCUAAUAGAUGCCAAUGAUUUGUUUCCAAGAGCAGGAGUUCUUCUAUCUCUUCCAGUUUUUCAUUAUCCUGGAUCAAUGGACGAAUGUCUGAAUGUAGUUUCAGGAAAUGUGACUGGCAGGUAUUGGAUGAUAACUACAGUAUCUGAGAAACCUGAGAAUCCCCUAUUAAGCUUGGGGUUAUUAAGGAUUGGAAGAUGUUUUCCAAGUGGUUGUGAUAAGCUAGAUGUUAUUACUGCAGUAAAUAUGUAUCUUGACAAUAUAACCAAUACUAAAGGAACUUACAAAGGAGUUAUUCUUGACGACCAUGAGCGUGGUGAAAAGUAUGAGUUUACUGGCGGUGACAUAACAAUGAUCAUAAUCAUCUCUAUUGUUGGUGCUAUUGUAGUGCUAUCGACAAUAUUGGAUGCGUCUUUAACGAGUUUAAACAUUGGGCUUAAAUCCUCAGGUAUAUGGCAAGGAUUCUCCAUCUAUAACAACCUAAUCAAGCUUUUCAAUACCAACAGUGGACCCAGUGAUGGGGGUAAUCUUGCCUGUAUAAAUGGUAUUAGAGCCAUAUCUAUAUCCUGGGUGGUUCUGGGACAUACCUUCUUUGAGAUGACAAGCCUAGGAGUUCUCACUGGAAAUGGAUUUAUGAUGAAUAACUACGGGAUUUAUGGUCGGGAAGAUGGCCCUGUUGACAACAUGGCAACUGCAGCUAUUUGGAAUGGAAUGUUUUCAGUUGAUUCAUUCUUUAUGAUUGGAGCAAUUCUGCUAGCGUUUCAUACGCUUAAAGAAAUGGAUAAAAACAAGGGAAAAUCAACUAAACAAUGGGCAAUGUUCUGGGCUACUUUCUAUGUUCAUAGAUACAUUAGACUUACAGCUGUUUACGCCAUUGUUAUCGGAUUACACGCUACACUACUCAAAUACUUUGCUAAUGGCCCCUUGUCAUAUUUAGUAACUAAACAAGUGACAAAAUGCCAAAAUGGAUGGUAUCUCAAUCUCCUGUAUAUAAAUAACUUUGCAAAUAAUAUUGGCACAGAUAUGAACUGCAUGGGAUGGUCCUGGUAUAUGGCAAAUGAUAUGCAGUUCUUCAUCAUAACUCCUGUAAUAUUGUAUUUACUAUGGAAAUGGUUUCCAAUAGGUAUAACUGUGUCUGUUGUGUUACUAGUAGUGGCAACCAUUAUACCCUUUACAUUAACAUGGACGGAUGAAACCCAGUUCUUUCACGGAGAUGUUACAGACUUUUAUCAGAAACCAUGGAACAGAUUUCAGCCUUACGUCAUGGGACUCCUUCUAGGAUAUCUUUUACAUAACAUGAGACAUCAAAGCAAACUAAAGAUACCAGGAUGGGUUUGUUUACUCAUCUGGGUUGUAGCCGCAGUCCUAGCCUGUCUUCCUGUCUAUGGAGUAUCCACCUACAAUAUGAUUAAGGACCCAGCUCUACAGAUGCCCGGAUCUCCGAAUUAUCCGAGUCAGGUGGAGAGAUCAUUCUUCAAUGGAUUGAGUAAAAUAUCCUGGUGUUUAGCUCUGGGUUGGGUCAUUCUCUCCAGUGUGAAGGGACGCGGUGGAGUAGUGAACUCAUUUUUAUCCUGGGGUCUCUGGGUACCCCUAGCCCGGCUCAGCUACUGUAUAUACCUGAUACAGUACACUGUAGUGUACUGGCAGAAUAGCCAGCUAAGCUAUCCGGUCAACUACAGUAAUCUUUACCUCACCUACACUACUAUUAGCAAUUUUUCAAUGUGCACGGCGUGUGCUCUGGUGCUUGUGUUACUGUUUGAAGCGCCAUUUUUUCAUCUGGAAAAACUCCUGUUUGGGGUUCUUGGCAUAGGUAGGAUGCCAGCGCCGAGAAAGGAAAAACAGAAAGGUUCUGCUGAAAAAGUAAAAGAGGAAAAACAAACAAAACUGUGAUAGUUUGAUUAUGGAUUAAUGCAAAUUGCAAAAACGUUGAAUAUAUAAGUUUUAUUAAAAAAAAUAUGUUCGAAAAAUAUAUUUUAAAAUCCAGA
Messenger RNA from Eurytemora carolleeae, 2462 nucleotides. RefSeq names its product nose resistant to fluoxetine protein 6. Gene Ontology annotation, molecular function: acyltransferase activity, transferring groups other than amino-acyl groups. Bases 163 to 2367 code for a protein of 734 amino acids. The record is from RefSeq and is a predicted model, not a curated record. The transcript is spliced from 3 exons. Lineage: Eukaryota; Metazoa; Arthropoda; Copepoda; Calanoida; Temoridae.